Molecule: messenger RNA, 1336 nt
Organism: Prosopis cineraria
Lineage: Eukaryota; Viridiplantae; Streptophyta; Magnoliopsida; Fabales; Fabaceae
Exons: 3
Coding region: 162-1130 (322 amino acids)
Molecular function (GO): hydrolase activity
Source: RefSeq, a predicted model, not a curated record
AGUACUUCAUUAGCAAUAACACCGUCCUGCUCUUCCCUCGUGAACAUGCGUUGCCAUUUAACAAAUUCUUCCUUUCUGUCAACGUUCUUCAGCGGCACAGGUUUUCUUCUCUAACCAUUGUUGGCCCAUCAACGUACUGAUAAUCACAGAGCAACACCAACAUGGAAGGAAUUCAACACAGAACCGUCGAAGUUAACGGCAUCAAAAUGCACGUCGCCGAGAAAGGAGAAGGUCCUGUUGUGUUGUUCCUCCAUGGCUUCCCGGAGCUCUGGUACACCUGGCGCCACCAGAUCCUGUCCCUCAGUUCCCUUGGUUUCCGAGCCGUCGCGCCGGAUCUCCGCGGCUUCGGCGACACGGAGGCGCCGUCUUCCGUCUCCAGCUACACCUGCUUUCACAUCGUCGGCGAUGUCGUGGCUCUCAUCGAUUCGCUGGGCGUGGAUCAGGUGUUCCUCGUGGCUCACGAUUGGGGAGCUAUCAUUGGAUGGUACCUCUGCAUGUUUCGUCCUGAGAAAGUGAAGGCCUAUGUGUGUCUCAGUGUGCCUCUCAUGCCCAGAAAUCCACGAGUCAAGCCUCUUGAUGCAUUCCGAGCUUUGUAUGGAGACGAUUACUAUAUCUGCAGAUUCCAGGAGGCGGGGAAGGCGGAAGAUGAGAUAGCUAAAAUUGGAAGCGAACGUGUACUGACGAAUGUGCUUUCAAGUCGCAAACCUGGCCCACCAAUCCUUCCAAAAGAAGGGUUUGGAUACAAUUCAUCAAAUGCUGACUCAUCAUCAUCACCAACUACCUUGCCUUCUUGGCUCUCCCAAGACGACCUUCGUUUCUAUGCUUCUAAGUUUGACAAGUCUGGUUUCACUGGAGGCUUGAACUACUACAGAAAUUUCGACCGGAACUGGGAAUUGACAGCAGCAUGGACAGGAGUGAAAGUGAAAGUGCCAGUGAAGUUCAUAACAGGAGAGUUGGACUCUGUGUACACUUCGCUUGGCACGAAGGACUAUAUUCAGAGUGGUCGUUUCAAGGAAGACGUGCCAAAUUUGGAACAAGUGGUGGUGCAGCCACGUGUCGCUCAUUUCAAUAACCAAGAAGUUGCUCACAACAUUUCCGCUCAUAUUUAUGACUUCUUCAUCAAGUUCUGAUCUCUAUCUCACCCUUACAACAUUGAUCGACUCGCAUGCAUCAAGAUAAAGGACUUGUUAUAUUUUUCUCCAAAUUUGAGUCAGUGUCUUAGUUUUAUCCGUUUAAGUUAGGUCGAAGGAUAUUUUUGUCUUCCAACUAUCCUAUCUUAUCAGUACUCUAAACUUUUGUGUGAUAUAAUUUUUUUCUUUCAAUAUUUAAAAAUAAU